GAAGUGGGCAUAGAAUCUCAUCUUCUUCGUGGUGUCACUCGGUGUCUGACUCGGUAGUGGAAGGCAAGAGUCGGAAAGUGUAUUAACUCUUCACUCUCCCCGUGCCCCCUCAGUAAUGAACAGCACUUUGGUAAAAUCCAAGUCCUAACACUUUCAGUUUGAGAUUUGACUCCACACCAACCCAACUUUUUUUAAAGACAGUAGUAGCUAUUCUUCUUCUGUAGAAGAAGACAGAAGUUAAAAUUGUUUGUUUUUUUUUUUUUAACCUUGAUCGAAGUUGGGGUCAUGGUCUCUGAAGGGUAAGUGAGGGAGAGCCACUCGUGACAGUGAGGAUACUUCAGCCGUGGGGAAUUGCAUUUAGGAAUUCAAGGCCACUCUGGAUCUGCCGACUGAGCCCCAAGCGUUUAAUGCACAAGAUACAGGUGUCAAAAAAAUAAUGUUACUUGAUGCCCUUGGAUCUUUUUUGUUAUUCCCUUCCUCCCUCCCUCCCUCCCAGCAUACCAAACAACCACUUUUCAAGAAUUGGGUUCUGAAGAAGACAGGUAGUUUUCUAUGGACAUCGUCUCUGUUCUUGUUCAUGAAGUGAAAUUUUUUUUUGCAUGAGGCGGUUUGUAAGUGGAGAAGGAGAAAGACAGUCACAGUUGCUCUCCUCAUGACUCAUCAUUAUUGUCUUGUUAAUGCCCCAUUCAACAACACCUCUCUCUCUCUCUCUCUCUCUCUCUCUCUCUCUCUGUUUUCCUUGUCCCUACUCGCAGAGGUUGUGUGGGAUUGUGAUCUUGAGAUGCCUUCUUAAACAAACCCAUUUUCUCCUAUUAUUUUUUUUUUCCUACUCUCUAUUUCGGGAGGAAACAGAGCACACCCACUUCAUAACUUGAAGUGGGCCGUUCAUCUGCUUCAUCAAAAUAUUCUCUUGGUAAUUUUAUUUUAAAUUCUUGGACGGUUUGUUUGUUGAAUGACAUUCUGCAUUUGGUGAUAUUAUAUAUUCAGGACCUGAAGAAGUGUUUCUGUGAGGUCUCAAGUCGUUGACAAUGUGUGGACUCAAGCUUCAAGCCUUCAAUUUUAGCAGCUAACGAGGACGAUCACAAGCGAAAUAGAAAGAUGAUGGGCGUGAAUUGCAGGGCUUCCUCUUCUUCUUUCCUCUCUCCUUCACAUCUAAAUUCACCAAGUGCCGGUGAAAACGGGCUUUACAGGAAUAUACUGAAUGCAUCGCCGAGGCUCUUGUCCACUUCUAAUUUUAUUGUGCAACUGGAGAGGACUUCACCUGAACAAACUUCCGCAUAUUGGGAUGCUGAAAAGAUAGUCAGCUGUGAUUCUGUACAAUAUAUUCCUUCUAAUGGCACUCCAUCGCAUAAGUCCACUGUGGAACUACGGAAGGAGAUUGCCACACUUGAGGUUGAAAUUAUGCACUUGGAGCGUUAUCUUCUUUCGCUCUAUAGGACGGCUUUUCAAGAGCACACGUCCACUCUAGCAAAAGUCUCGGAAACAAAGUUGCAGAGCAAGGCUAGGUCACCAUCACGGAAAAUGCCUAGUGUACUCAAGCAGAAAGCGGAGCCGCACAUUAGGCGAAAUGGCCUCCUGCGUAGUUUCCAAUCUUCCCCCGCGCAGUGCUGGGUUUCUUCAGAUAAUCAGAGCUGUGCUUCAAGUUUCAAAGCAAUAUCUGCGCGGGACCAUAAAAAUGCCAAUUUCGGUCAUAGGAGCCUCGCAGAUCACCUCGGAGCCAAAGACAUCUCUCUCAGAACUCCAGAGAGACUCUCCGAGGAUAUAGUGAGAUGCAUAUCUUCAAUAUACUGCAAGCUUGCGGAUCCCACUCACAUUCAAGUUGGCUCAUCCGCUUCACCAACUUCGUCCUUGUCCUCCUCGAGCAUAUUUUCUUCUCACAACCCCAGAGAUAGUUGGAGCCCAUCCCGGAAUGAGGAGAUUUCGGUGCACCAACUUCAGGGAUUGAGAGAGGAGAGCGGGAGAUAUGGCGAUAUGGUAGAAGUUCUCAAGAUAUGUUUGGAUGAUAAAAGUUUCAAGUUUGCUGCUACGAUGCUGCAAAAGUUCAGGUCAUUGGUUCGUUGUCUCGAGGACAUUGACCCAAGAAAGAUGAAACGUGAGGAGAAACUUGCUUUCUGGAUCAAUAUUCACAAUGCCCUGGUGAUGCAUGCUUAUUUAGCUUAUGGAACGGGCGGGCGUGUGAAGAGCACCACUAUAAUGAAGGCGGCUUAUAACGUGGGUGGACAUUGCAUUAAUGCCUAUAUCAUACAAAGCGCAAUUUUAGGAAUCCGAUCAAGUCAUUCGGCACCGUGGCUACAAACGCUGCUUACUCCAGGAAGAAAGUACAAGCCAGGCAGUAGCGGACAUCUCUAUGCUUUAGAAUAUCCUGAGCCGCUUGUUCAUUUUGCACUUUGCUCAGGCGCAUAUUCCGACCCACCGGUUCGAGUUUAUACAGCAAAAAAUAUUUUCUUGGAUUUAAAACUUGCUAAAGAGGAUUUUAUUCAAGCAAAUGUCUACAAUUACAAGGAAUCAAAGAUCUUCCUCCCGAGACUCCUCUAUUACUUUGCGAAAGACAUGUCGCUUACUAUGCCCGGGCUGUUAGAAGCGGUGAACAAGUGCCUCUCGGAAGUCCAGCAGAAGACUAUUCAAAAGUGCAUGAAGGGAAGGCUUGACAAGUACGUCAACUGGAUGCCUCAUAAUUCGACGUUUCGGUAUGUGAUCCACCGAGAAUUAGCCAGAGGGGCAGUGGCCAUUUGAUGAAUGCCAUGACUGUAUGUAACCGUGCAAAAGAUUGAAGUAUUUGUUCUCUAGUUUUUUGCCACAAUAAGCAGUGAGCAGCGAUCUGUACAGAGGUGUGAGGGUGCAAGAUUCUUUGGGGGAUUGAAUUGGAUUUGCUUUGAGCCAAGACUGUCAUCAAGGGCACACUUCAAUUGUUGUCUUACUAGAAAUGUGUAAAUCCUAUGUAAAUUUUGCGCAAUGUGAUCUCAGUUUGAUGUGUGCACAGACAA
Syzygium oleosum is the source of this 2984-nucleotide messenger RNA. RefSeq lists its product as uncharacterized. Bases 1099 to 2733 code for a protein of 544 amino acids. The transcript has 14 exons. The record is from RefSeq and is a predicted model, not a curated record. NCBI's taxonomy places the organism in Eukaryota, Viridiplantae, Streptophyta, Magnoliopsida, Myrtales, Myrtaceae.